Molecule: messenger RNA, 3138 nt
Organism: Aspergillus caelatus
Lineage: Eukaryota; Fungi; Ascomycota; Eurotiomycetes; Eurotiales; Aspergillaceae
Product: pyridoxal phosphate-dependent decarboxylase family protein
Exons: 5
Coding region: 1-3138 (1045 amino acids)
Biological process (GO): carboxylic acid metabolic process
Molecular function (GO): pyridoxal phosphate binding; carbon-carbon lyase activity
Source: RefSeq, a predicted model, not a curated record
AUGGGUGAAGCUCCAAGGCAAGAUAAGGCCACUAACCAUGAUAUCAUCAGUUCCUACUUCAUUGGACCUAAGUCCGAGAAUAUGCAGGAUUUCAGAGACAAUAUCAAGAUCAUCCUGGACGGUAUUGUAGAGACUCGUAAGGCGUACCAGCCUGAAGAUAAGGAAAAUUUUAUCCCUGAUACUGUCCGACAAAAGCUCGCACCAAUCAGUGCCAACUUCCAAAAGGCAGUCGGAGAAGCUGUUCACCUUUUGGGUAAGCACUCGAUUCCUUUCUGGCAUCCCCGGUACCAGGGCCACAUGUGCACAGACAUGGCGAUGCCAGGUCUGCUUGGUUAUUUCAUGACUAUGAUUUACAACCCGAAUAAUGUGGCCGUUGAGGCAAGUCCAUUCACCACAGUUGUUGAGCUGAGAGUGGGAAAGCAACUGUGUGAAAUGUUUGGCUAUAAUACAGACGAGCAUAAAAAGGAGUUACCUCUCUCCUGGGGUCACAUUACCUGUGAUGGAACUGUGGCCAAUCUUGAAUCUAUUUGGGUUGCGCGUAAUCUCAAGUUCUACCCCCUCACCCUGUAUCAGGCUAUGAAGGAAGGGCCUCUUGGCUUCAUAGCCAAUGAAUUCCAGGUGACAACCUGUGUUGGAGAAGAGAAACUAUUCAAAGACCUGGGCGUCUGGGAACUACUAAACCUCAAACCUGACGUCAUCCUGGGCAUGGGAGAAACUCUGUAUAGACAGUUUGGUAUCACACCUAAGUUUUUAGAGGAUGCCCUGACGCCAUUCACCAUCCAGACGACUGGCAAGGACGUAUUGGAGCGUGAGUUCCGCAUCACGAAGCCCGCCAAGUAUUUCCUUGCUCAAACACGGCAUUACUCGUGGCCUAAAGGCGGCGCAAUUGCUGGUAUUGGGUCCGCCAACAUGCAGGGCGUGGAACUCGACAUGGAGGGCCGCAUUUCUCUUGACGCACUAGAGCGAGAGCUUAAUCGCUGCCUUGAAGAACGUCAGGCCGUAUAUGCCGUAGUGGCAGUUAUCGGAACAACAGAAGAAGGUGGGGUUGACCGACUGCAUGACAUCCUGCAAAUGCGUCGGCGAUUCCAGGACAGGGGGCUAUCGUUUUUGGUGCAUGCCGACGCUGCCUGGGGUGGCUACUUUGCCAGCAUGAUCCCCCGGCCCAUGAUGGACUCAGAAGUGCCCAUUAAGGAAGGGGACGGAGACACAGCGGUGGAUAAGGUGCCUUCACUACCUCUGAGGGAGGACACCCUCAAAGAUAUGAUUGCACUCAAGGAGGCCGAUACCAUCACUGUGGAUCCUCAUAAGGCGGGAUACAUCCCCUAUCCCGCUGGAAGUUUGUGUUAUCGGGAUGGUCGCAUGCGGUUUUUGGUCACCUGGACCAGCCCAUAUCUGACGCAGGGGUCCCUGGAGAAUAUCGGAGUGUAUGGUGUUGAGGGCAGCAAGCCUGGUGCUGCAGCCAUGGCGGCUUGGAUGUCUAACCAGACAAUCGGCUUAAAUCCGGCCGGAUACGGUCGUCUCCUGGGCGAGGCAGCCUUUACCAGUGCGCGGCUAUCGGCCUGGUACGCCGCCAUGCACAUCAGGCAAGAUUUCAAGGAAAAUUCCUGGGAAUUCAGGGAUUUGGACUAUGACAAUAAGGUUCAUAGGCACCGCCACUAUAUUGUCAUUCCUUUCAACCCGUUGGCGGUCGAGAAGGAGGAAGGCGUUCACAGCUUGAGCAAGACGGCUGAAGAGCGUCGCAGGAAGAUCUACACGGACCUGAUCGACAAGGACAAUGCCCAAGUCAGUGCAAAUGAGAAGUCCAUGGACUGGCUGCGGAAGCUCGGCUCAGAUCUUAAUAUCAACGCCUUCGCGAUCAACUGGUAUCGGGAGGAUGGUCAGCUCAAUACGGAAUUGGAAGAGGCUAACUACCUGAUGAGGCGGGUGGUGAACCGAUUGUCCAUUACCACAACCAGAGGGAACCCGAAUGAGGUACCACUCUUCCUGACUUCAACACAGUUCGAGCCAGCUUUGUACGGCCAGUGCGCCCAGAAUUUCAUGUCGCGCCUCGGACUGACUCCCUGCGCUCAGGAUCUCUGGGUCCUACGAAACGUCGUGAUGAGCCCCUUCCCCACGGACCAAGGCUUCAUAAACAAGAUAAUGGGACUAUUUGAGGAUAUAAUUAUUGACGAAGUGAGGUGGUGCCGCAAGCGAAACAGUCUCCAAGAUAAAAAUAUCGAGUUUCUUCUCCGGGGAACCGAUGAAGUCUUCCUGGAUUUCCAGACGAGUUUCCAUGCCGCCACUCAACGCCAACAGAUAAUUUUGGCCGCUAAGCUGGAGGAAAAUGUCAAAAAGACCUACACUGACAAGAAGAAAAGUUAUAAUGAGUGCGAUUUUGUAUUCACGUCCGAUGCCACCCAGAAUAUAGAGGGGUUGAUCAAGAGAAUCGAGAAGGGUGAAACCCCUGAGAUAGCCGGUCAUAUCAAGCUCCGCGGACAUAACGCUCCUAGUGACCGAAUUCCAUGCAAGGUAGACAUGAUCCGGAUUGUUAAAAGUCGUCCUUUGAACUCCGCUAAUCGUGACGACCACUAUCCACGACAUGUUAUGCCGUUCUAUUUAUACGGCUCUGAGGAACAGUUUCAUAUCUCACAUAUGCUGCUGCAGGCACCUAACGUGAAUCUGUCUGCGUGCGACGUCGAACUCAAACUAGGUGAUGAACUUUCCGAUAAAGUGUCCACUCGACUGGGCAAAGGAGAAGGUCUGAUCCUUACUUUAACUGAGUUCCGCGAGGAAACGAUGCAUCCCUUCCCACAAGACAACCAAAAUGCUGUUUACAAGAGCAAGGACUUUUUCUUCCAGAAGGGAAGGACCUUUAAGGUCAAGAUAUAUGAGGAUCCCAACCCGGCUAUUGCCAAAGGCCCGGGAUUGCUUGACGAACUCCGUGCGCCUAUCGCACGAGGACAGAUGACAUUAGGCGACGAUGUUCACGUUGAUGCGGAGCAACUGAAUAAGGAUCCGCUAGAAGUUACGGACGAGGGCAGUAAGUGGGAUAACGACUUGGACCAAAUUGGAAAGAUUUUGGAUGACGGGCGGAACAUGGUAUCUAAAAUUGCGCCACCAAGCCUUGUGCAAGAUGAAGCGUCACCCGCUUCAACUUAA